Fusarium pseudograminearum CS3096 is the source of this 1281-nucleotide messenger RNA. RefSeq lists its product as uncharacterized. The record is from RefSeq and is a predicted model, not a curated record. The transcript is spliced from 3 exons. Bases 1 to 1281 code for a protein of 426 amino acids. Lineage: Eukaryota; Fungi; Ascomycota; Sordariomycetes; Hypocreales; Nectriaceae.
AUGUGUCCGCCUGAUCGGCGAGUCGAGGCCUUUUCCCCACUUUAUCUGCCAAUAUCGGAAUUCGUAGAGAUGGCUCUCGAGCAUAGACUUACAAAACUCUCCCUCCACCAGAGGGGGAAAGACAUGGUUACAGGCCCAAACAGGCCUAAUAACCCAAGUGGCAAACCCUACGAACUCGCCUACAAGGCCCAAGAUAUUCCCGUUAUCCCCGAUCCUAGCGUCUUCAACUUCCAAGACAUCCCAAAUGGCAAUUCAACAGGAAAUCCAAGCACUACAGACUUGGCUCUUCCAAACUUGGCUGAAUGCGCGACACAUCUCGAGUUUUUGGAAACACUCUUUGUCUUGAGGCAAAAGAUCCUUGUGUCAAAGGAUUUGGAUGAGGUUAUGCAGACCGAACCUGAUAGGGAGGAAAAGACUGGUGUCCAGGGCGACACGAAAACUUUCAAGGAUGAAAAUCUAUGGGAACGAAGACAGGUCAAGUGGCCUCUGUAUGUGGAAUUCGCAACUAUACGUUUUCUUGCAUGGCGAGAAGAGUUCAACAAGUCAGGGAUUACAGAAAUCACACAAGAUAACCUCCCGCCUUUGGAUAUCCUUAUGGUCUGGCACUCCUUCUUCCUGAACCCAAGACUCUUCUACAAUACCUGUUCAGAUGAGCCUAUUUUCUCUAUCAGAUUUCCCUGGAAGCAUAUCCACGAGGCCAUCAAUAGUGAUGAAUGGAGCUUCACACUCUGUCCGGGGGCAGCAGCUCAUUACGAAAAUAUUCAUGGGUUCGCGUCAGACCUGUACCACGAUAUGGCAUCUUGGAAAACACUCACUUAUGCCACGCGUCGAGAGGUGCCGAGGAUGGGGAUAAAGCUCUUGUUGUAUCCGCCAACGAUAUACGAAAGUCCUUGUAAGGAAUAUGCAAUCCUUUUCGAAACCUUUCGCACAACGCUUGCGGGACAACUCCGCGAUGCCGUUAUUCGACAGGCUUCGUUCGUUGACAAGAUGAACUCUUAUAUGUGGAUCAGAAGCCCUGCACUCGAGGGAACAAUUGGCCGCGGGAUCAGUCGCUACCUCAACUUUUGUAAACUCAUCAAGAUGUCAAAAAGCACUGUCGUGCCAACGCUGGACAUCGAUCUCAUCUGGCACACGCACCAAUGCACAGCGAAACACUACGGCCAAGCAAUGAAAGUUCUGGCUGGCAAGUUUGUCAAUCACGAUGAUACGAUUGAAAAGCCCCAGCUAGGAGUAUCGUGCUUGUGGGUGCUGGGACUGUCAAGCCUUGUUAACGGAGCUUGA